AUGUUGAUUAUAUUUAUUUCCAUUCAGUUCCUUAAUAAACAAAAAAUCAGAAUCAUCAUUGCGCUUAUUGAAAGCACUGCAGUUUGGCCCAAAGUGCUACAAAACCUUCUGUCUGACACUCAGACAAGUUCCUAUGAGGGGUGUUUGUGUCAGGUGUUUAUAGUUAGUGUUUAUGCUACUGGUACUUAUUCUAUUCUAACUGUGAUGGCCUAUGACCGUUAUGUCUCUAUAAUCAACCCUUUACGGUAUCAUACAAUAAUGACACCACAGAAAGUGAAACAGCUGUUGGCCGUGAGCAACCUUGUUCCCAUAUUCUCUGUGUCUGGUCAGCUAUGUCUGACAUCACGAGUGCCUUUAUGCAGUAACACUAUUCCUAGGUUUUACUGUGAAAAUAUUUCCGUUUCUAAACUGUCAUGUGUAUCAAGUCAAUGGCAUCGCAUGAGUACACUGUAUGGUGUUUCUGUGUUUGUAAUCUCAGCUGUUUUUAUUGUGUUUUUUGUGCUAUUUUCAUAUAUCAGAAUCAUUGCCGUAAGCAUAAAGGCCUCUAAAGAUUCACAACGUAAAGCCAUUUCCACUUGUGCUCCUCACCUUAUCAUUUUUAUGAAUUUUUCUUUGGUUGCUCUUUUUACAAUUAUUUAUAACCAUUUCACACGCAAUGUAUCAACAAAUGUUCAGAUCUUUUUCGGCUUUCAGUUUAGUCUAAUUUCAGCUCUUCUACAUCCCGUUAUUUAUGGGAUCAAAACCAAGGAUAUUCGGGAAUGCAGCCUAUACAUCCAUGUCAGUGAAAUAGCCUGUACCUACAUUCAGAUGUUGGAAGAGCUGACAGAUGACCACCUGCUGCGUUACACCGACCACCUGAAUGCAGUCAAGACGGACAUGGAGAUCUUCUUCUCCUUAGAUGUCCCUGACUGGGUGGUUCCAAAUGGAUGUGUCCAGAAGCGAGUCCACAAUCCAGGAGAGACUCGUUUCUGGUCAAAAUGA
Messenger RNA from Clupea harengus (Atlantic herring), 981 nucleotides. RefSeq names its product olfactory receptor 52B2-like. Bases 1 to 981 code for a protein of 326 amino acids. The transcript has 3 exons. Lineage: Eukaryota; Metazoa; Chordata; Actinopteri; Clupeiformes; Clupeidae. The record is from RefSeq and is a predicted model, not a curated record.